UUGUAUCUAUCACAAGUGCUAAAAUGAUUCCCAACCCCAUUGAAAUUGUCUGCGUCCACGUGGUCCAACCGAUCAUUGAUUUUCUGGACUACAUGCUAAUGGAAGUGAACUUCGUCGCCUUCCUGGCUGCCGUUGCUUGCCUUGGAGUAAUCAUGGGACUCAUCCUUGGGAUCGUGACUUUUAUUUGGUUUAAAAUGUCACGGGACGAGGAAACUAAGAAGACUUGUGCAGGAGAUGGAAUGCCGGUCAAUGUAAAAAAGAACGACUAAUGUCAACGUUUUAUCAACUUAUGUUUAUUUAAAUCGUAAUGUUAAUAAAAUGAAUGCGCUCUAA
Drosophila sechellia is the source of this 333-nucleotide messenger RNA. RefSeq lists its product as uncharacterized. The record is from RefSeq and is a predicted model, not a curated record. Lineage: Eukaryota; Metazoa; Arthropoda; Insecta; Diptera; Drosophilidae. The transcript has a single exon. Bases 24 to 269 code for a protein of 81 amino acids.